GCUAUAGGCUCUCCUCUGGUUAUCGUCCCCAAUAAUCGUACUUAUCACCAAUUUCAACAAUGUCAGUCCCCAUUAGAGCCCAAUCCGCGGAAGCGAAAACUCCUGUCCAUGGGUAUUACUACUGGAUGGUGGAAAUCGCUGCCGUCAAGGUCUUUAUAGAUCACGGCGUUUUCGAGGCUAUUCCGGCAGAUGGCAGCAUCGCCAUUGAUGAACUAGCAGAGAAAACCAACGCAGACAGCCAUUUAAUCGAGCGCUUCUCCAAAUUCCUCGUAGCUGCCGGGGUGUUGACAUUUCCGACCGCAGGCCAAGUCGCCCACAACGACGCAUCCAGACGUCUGGCUGAGCCCCGAAUCAAACUGCUGUACAGGCACAUAUUCGACUUCUUCAUGAUACCGGCGGCUAAGUGGCCUGAAUACUUUGUGGAAAAUGGCUUGAAAGAGCCUGUUUCUUCGGAUCGUGUGCCCUUUGGUUUCGCAGCGGGAGAGCCGGACAAGACUCUCUACCAAAUUCUGGAAACGCGGCCACAGCGACACGAAGAAUUCAAUCGAGCAAUGGCAGCAGCCGUGGAAACCAUGCCCAUAACUGGGAUGUACGACUUUAGCUGGAUUGGAAAAUACGCAGCGGCAAGCAAAGACAAUCAUGAGAGGCCAUUGUUUGUGGAUGUCGGUGGCGGCAAGGGGCAAGCUCUGCGUGCUAUUCUAAAGGAAAAUCCUAGUAUUGAUGCCAGUCGUUGUGUGCUGGAGGAUCAAUCUGCCGUCAUUGAUGAGGCCAUCCAAGAAGCAGACGAAGCACUAAGCAAGGUAGCCAAAGUGAAGAUGAGCAUUUUUGAAGAGCAACCUGUUCGAGGUGCUCUGGUAUACCACAUCCGUCGCGUAUUAAAUGACUGGUCCGACGCCGACUGCGUCAAAAUCUUGAGCCAUCUGCGCAACGCAUGCGUUGCUGACUCCCGCAUUCUCAUCUCAGAGCAGCUGAUUCCCGAACAGCCCUCGCUCGAUUUGGCUGCUUUUGAUAUAUGGAUGUUCAACUUUUCUGGAAAGCGCCGCAAUGAGAAGUUGUUCCAGGACAUAGCGACAAAGGCUGGAUUGCGCAUUAGCAACGUGUCGAGGGAUGAUGACUCUGGUGGUGGCAUUAUUGAAAUGGUCCCUGUUUAGCUACUUAUGGUUUCACCAUGAGUCCAUUUCUUUUUUUGGAAAAUAUUAUCAAUUAUGCAUAUGAAUAAAUAAAGG
Molecule: messenger RNA, 1226 nt
Organism: [Torrubiella] hemipterigena
Lineage: Eukaryota; Fungi; Ascomycota; Sordariomycetes; Hypocreales; Clavicipitaceae
Source: the annotation of a GenBank genome assembly